Molecule: messenger RNA, 1133 nt
Organism: Somion occarium
Lineage: Eukaryota; Fungi; Basidiomycota; Agaricomycetes; Polyporales; Cerrenaceae
Source: the annotation of a GenBank genome assembly
UUCGCUUGUUGCACCCCAACUACCACCUUGUCCUCUCGGUCUACUCUAUUCUUGUUUUAAUUAUCGCGCUAGUCGCCUUUACGCCCUUUUGCCCAUCAAAGUCAAGCCACGCCGUCUACUUCUCAAAACAAGAUGUCUUCCGCAACUCGUCGUCUUUUACUCGCCUUCUACGCCAUCGCGCUGGCCGCUCUUUUUCUCGUUGGAACACCCCUUGCCGUCCUGCCUGCUGCCGCUUCGCCUCUACCCCUACCGCUUGUGACCUACUUCGCGCGCGAAUAUCCUUCGGACUAUUCCCUCAACGCUAAGCCUCGGACUACGCCCGUCAAGUAUGCGUUCUCCAGCGCCUCUGAAUCAGAUGUCUUCUCCGCCAAUGAGACCUCCGUAGACCGACGCGAUAUCAACACAACCCUUGGCAACAUUAACAUUCUCAAUAACUACUGGACACAAAUGACUCAACAUGCUGACAAUUUCCGAUCAUUGUCUGCUCGACGACCCUCUCGGAAUGAGGAUAUCACUGAGUUCUCGCAACAAAGCUCUACCGAAGUCACUGGAUUCCAGGAUAAUCUCUCGGGCUUCAGCGGUAUCCUUGGUGAACUAGCUGCUGACAAGGGAUUGGCCAACUACAAUGAAAACGACGCAUUAGAGAUUCUUCUGAAGAAGACUGUGAAUGCGAACAAGGACUUGUUGAAGUCUAUCGAUGAGGGCGUGUAUCAGAUUCCAGGAUUGGGAUCGACACUAGGACCUAUCGUUUAUGAAAUCAAAUGCAUCCUUGACGAAAUACUCGAUGCUGUUGAAAACCUGUCGGAUGCCGUCCUGAAUGAUCUUCAACUUGCCUCACUGUACCGCGGUCUCAUCGCUGACGCUUCAAAGACGGCGUGCAAUUCCGGUUUGCAGAUUAUUGGCCUGUGUAUCUUGCUAUGAGCCUUGAUGGACUAACGGACCAAUGGACUUGUGGCUUAUUGAAUUCUUACAUUUCCAAUUCCUUUGUAUGGCUGUUUACGAACGCUGGCAGGUCCGUGUAUUUGUAUCGAGUCUUCGCAUCGUUGUGUAUCCUCUAUUACAUCACUAUGUUCCGUUGUGUUCGCAGCUUUUGUAUCCAAUGCGUUCUCUAUUUCCCUUGACAUCGUACACUC